Messenger RNA from Sparassis crispa, 906 nucleotides. RefSeq names its product Methionine adenosyltransferase 2 subunit beta. The transcript has 9 exons. NCBI's taxonomy places the organism in Eukaryota, Fungi, Basidiomycota, Agaricomycetes, Polyporales, Sparassidaceae. The record is from RefSeq and is a predicted model, not a curated record. Gene Ontology annotation, molecular function: methionine adenosyltransferase regulator activity. Gene Ontology annotation, cellular component: methionine adenosyltransferase complex. The coding region runs from base 1 to 906 and encodes 301 amino acids. Gene Ontology annotation, biological process: S-adenosylmethionine biosynthetic process.
AUGCGAGUUAUUGUGACAGGCGCAUCCGGCGUGCUCGGGGCCGCUGUAUAUGCAGCAUUCAAAUCUGCUGAAAACACAGUUCUCGGCCUUGCUCAUUCACGACCUGGGGAAGAGUUCCGCCAGCUCGAUCUUCUCGACGCGCCAUCGGUCGAACGCGUCUUCGCUGAAUUCAAGCCAGAUUGGGUGAUACAUUGUGCGGCGGAAAGGCGCCCCGAUGUCGCCGAGAAAGAUCCAGAGGGAGCGCGAAAGUUGAAUGCCUCAGUUCCGGAGCACCUCGCGCAGCUGUCGAAGACGCAGAAAUUCGGUCUUGUCUAUAUCUCUACCGACUAUGUCUUCGACGGCACAUCGCCCCCGUACACGCCCUCCGCACAGACAAAUCCGGUCAAUUUGUAUGGACAGACCAAGCGCGACGGCGAGUUGGCUGUCCUCGGCGUCUUGGGAAGCCGAAGCAUUGUGUUGCGUGUUCCGGUACUGUACGGUCCUGCGCCAAAGAACACAGAUAGCGCCAUAAAUAUCCUCUUGGACGUUGUCGCAGACCAGUCUGGGAAACAGUAUAAGAUGGAUCACUACGCCACGCGAUACCCCACGUGCGUCGUUGACAUCGCAGACUUUUUAGUGCGGCUCACAUCAAUACCGCCGAAUCGCGCCAUCCCGCCUAUCUUGCAUUACUCUGCAGGCGAGCCGUUCACAAAGUACGAGAUAUGCCUCGUUUUUGCGCGUAUCCUCGGCGUUCCCCACGUUCAUAUCAUCGCCGAUGCGGAGGCUCCGAAGGACGCGGUGACAACGCGCCCGCGGGACUGCCAACUGUAUACGCGUGAGACAGAGGAUCUGAUGGAAGGAUAUGGAGGUCUCGGCUGGACGCCGUUCGAGGAGUGGUGGGUGCAAUACCUCAACGAGAAGCAGUGA